Molecule: messenger RNA, 237 nt
Organism: Chondrus crispus (carragheen)
Lineage: Eukaryota; Rhodophyta; Florideophyceae; Gigartinales; Gigartinaceae
Exons: 1
Coding region: 1-237 (78 amino acids)
Source: RefSeq, a predicted model, not a curated record
AUGCCGUCAACCUCAACGCUAACACCGUCGUCAACACCGUCGUCAAGGUUUCGAUUCCUGGCGGAAACGAAGUUUCUAAUACCUGACAAAGCAAAACCACCGCAAAUCCGCCGUGCAUAUCUUGAACUUCAUACUACAACGACUGAUAUCGUAUGUGCCUGUUACGCCUCCAGUUUUGUUUGCUGGUCUCGCUACGCGCAGUCUCUACGUUGGACGACACUAUUCCCCGCACACUGA